GUAUCUCUCUUGGAUGUCCUAACAACGUAGUUCUAUAUUAAAAAAAAUCCCCAAACAACAGGUCUUAAACAGAAGAAGCUGGGUAUUAGGCAAGGAAUUGCUGGACACACUGGAGGUGGUCAUACACAAGGAAUAUAUGGGCUGUUUCAUCGAUUGUACUGCUAUGACCACUCUCUAACUGCCAGGAGGAGAAAAUUUACGAUGGAUUUACGAAAUAUUCCCUACCGUUCAGAUGUGGUUACAUGGAACCCAGAUGACCUAGCAGAAUAUUUUAGGACGUUAAAAUAUAAGGACUGUGAGAAAGUUGUGAGAAAGCACAGCAUAAAUGGACAAAGGUUUUUGAACAUGUCUGAAAAUGAUAUUCAGAAAUUUCCCAAACUCAGAGUGCCAAUUGUAAGUAAAUUAAGUCAAGAAAUAAACAGAAAUGAAGGGCGGCUAUCCUUCUUUCCAAAAUGGGGCCAAACACAAAAAAGUCCUGAAAAUCCAGGAUACAGUCAAGAAGAUGGUGGCUGGUCUUCAUUUGAUGAAGAUGAUGACUAUGAAAGCCCUGAUGAUGACCAGGAAAAGGAAGAUGAGGCUGACUAUGAAUCACCAACAGAAGAAGCUGAGGAAGCAGAACAUGACAGUGAUGGCUAUGAACCACCUCCAUCCAAUAAUGAUGAAGCACACCACAAUGUCAUAUUUCCUGCCAAGUCACUUGCAAACAACACAGAUUAUAUAGACAGGCCUCCAACAACUAGAUCAUCACAUCAGCCUCCAGUACCACCCCAGCGACCUGGCCCAUCCCCAGUACCAGCCUCAUUUGGGGGAAGAGGUGCUUCUCUACCAGCUUUUCCUCCACCACCAAGCAACAAUGACUUGAGUAGAGACAGGAAUAUCAAGCCUUUGAAACCCCCAGCUCCUUCAAUAGACAGAAGCACAAAACCACCACUGGAUCGCCUUGCUCCACCUUUUGAAAGAGAAAGCCCCGUAUCAGGGAGGAAGCCAGGCUUUCCUGAAAAGCCUCUGACUUCACAGCUCAGAUCCCUUGGAGAACAACUAGCAAUGAUGCCAAAACCUCCUGUCCCACCAAGCGACAGGUAUGAAAGAGGCAAUCCAGCUCCUCUAAGGAAGCAACCCCCUGUAAAGCAGGGUUGGCCACCACACAAAAAAAAUGGAGAAGAAGAAGAAACUGCACCCCAAAGACCAGUGCCACAGCUAUCUUUGCCCCCAUACAGCUCCAAUACAUUCCCAUCCAAAUCUAUCAAACCUCCACCUAAGCCCGGAUCCAACAGCAUGCCUGGUGCAGAAAGUGCUAGAAACCUAUCUUCGAGUGGCUCACUACCACCACGCUUACAUCUAGGCAACAACAGCAGAUCUCCUUCCAGAGGUGCAGCUGAUAUAAGACCUCCAUUGCCAAUUCCUAGCAGACAGACAGUUCACCAAACAAACAUGGAGGAAGAUCAGGACUCACUAAAUGGUGAAUGGUAUGUUGCUUAUGUUACCCGGCCAGAAGCAGAAGCAGCUCUUCGAAAAAUAAACAAGGAUGGAACGUUCUUGGUAAGAGACAGCUCAAGAAAAACAGCUACUCAUCCAUAUGUACUGAUGGUGUUGUACAGAGAUAAAGUAUACAACAUCCAGAUUCGUUACGAGGAGCAAAAUCACAUAUAUUUGUUAGGAACUGGCUUAAAAGGAAAAGAGGAUUUUUCUUCUGUAGCAGAUAUCAUUGAUUACUUCCAAAGAACACCUCUUCUUCUGAUUGAUGGAAAAGACAGAGGCUCAAGAAACCAGUGCAUGUUAAAAUAUGCCGCAGGACAUGUUUAACUGAGACCUUAAGGAAGAGCACAUAUAGUAUUGAAGCCUACUGAAGUUUGUAAACUUCAGGGUAUUUCCUUUUUCAGCAAACUAAAAUCAUGAAGUCAUAAAAUAUCCUUUUAAUUUUAUGUAAAAAGGACAACAUUAUUUUUAAAUUAUGCCUUAAAUGCAGUACUCUAUAAAUCUGGUUUUCCUACAAUGUGUUUAUUACUGUCUACUAAUCAUAGUGUACAUGAGAAUUUUUAUCUUCCAACAUAUGUGUCUAUUCUUGAAAUUAUUUCCAUGUCAAAUUAGAGGACCCAGAAAUAAAUACCAAUACAAGCUUCUGCUUUCAUAGGAGGAAAAAACAUAAGCUAUUUCUCAAAUCAGAACUGCAGCAGCAAUUAUGUUAUGCAUAUAGAGUAGACCCAAACCUUGUCAAAUUUGAGUAGACAAAAGACAAGAAAAGCCCGUUUUUUUUCCCCUGAUCCACUUCCCAGUAAAUCUAUCUAUGGCCACUUCUAUGAAAAGAGUGGGACUCUCACCUGGACCCUAAAGACAUCUAGGUUUCAGUGACUCUAGAAAAAAUCCUCAACCCUGGAUCUGCAUCUGUUUGUCAAGAUCUACGUCUGUGCUAUGAAAAUGCCUUUGUUCACAGUAUUCUAGAAAAAUAAAAUAUCUGCAGAUAUCAUGUUCUCUCUGCCAUACUGCUGAUGAUUCAUUGAUGGCAUGUCUUAGCCCACAAAUUGGAAUAACAUAUCUUUGAGAAUCCUCUAACCUCACCCAGAAACAAGCUUUUCUCCCUUAACACAGACCUCUCUUUAGCUGUGUUUUUCUGACUUUAAAUCAUGCAAGUAUUUUUAUAGUAGACAUAUCAACAAGAUUAUCAUCAUGUGAUUCCUAAUUGGCAGAACACACCCAAAUCUCUUAGAAGACAGACACUAUCAGGCUAAACUUAGUUCCUCUUAUAUAACUGCUUUCUGUUUCUAGUGUAAUUUUUUCAAGAAAAACAAUGUUCCCAGUUCCAAAAUAUAAGUUGCAGCUGAGGACCAUUGAAGCAUACUAUAUUAAGAGUUUUUCACUCUCCUUUGGUAAGUGGGAUUUAUCCAACUCUUUGCCUUGGUUUUCUAGUAACCUUUGUUUUCUGACAAGACCUUGGUUUGAUAAUUAUAUUACACAUUGUCAUGCUUUUUCUCCUUUAAAGCCAUUUGUGUGUAUAUC
Messenger RNA from Athene cunicularia (burrowing owl), 2994 nucleotides. RefSeq names its product lymphocyte cytosolic protein 2 (gene LCP2). The record is from RefSeq and is a predicted model, not a curated record. The transcript is spliced from 21 exons. Gene Ontology annotation, biological process: intracellular signal transduction; cell surface receptor protein tyrosine kinase signaling pathway. Bases 202 to 1803 code for a protein of 533 amino acids. Gene Ontology annotation, molecular function: protein binding. NCBI's taxonomy places the organism in Eukaryota, Metazoa, Chordata, Aves, Strigiformes, Strigidae.